UCGACAGUAACUACAUCCACAAUGCUGAAGUCAAAGGUAGAGAUGCCACUGAAGACUCUCACCAUAUGCUUGCGAUCCAACACAGGGCUCAUUCAAUCCCAUACCCUUUUCUCUUUAACCACUAGUAGACCAAAUCAACACAUCACGUUUCUAAUGUUUUUCCAAGUCUCCAAACAAAUGUUCAAGUUAUUUUUAAAAAGAAAAUAUUCAAUGAAAAAAGACUUUCUAAAAAGGUAUCAUCUAUUGGUUUUUAAAGAAUAAAUGGAUAUUUAAAAAAAAAAAUGAGCAUCUCAUGCUUGGCCAGAAAGUAACAUAUGUGCCCUAUGAUUUCUGUUUUAACAGGCCUGUUUCAAAACAAGGAACCCCAAAAACAUUGGGGAAUUUAUGCAGAGGAUUUGGACUUGAUUGAGACAUGAGUGGGUGUAGCAUGUUAAGGUCAGGGUAUGUACAGACACAGUUUAGGAGAAUUGAGCUUUGAAAAAAAAGGUUUCUAUGUCAGCUGGCAGUUACGUGAGCUGGAACACAGUAUAAAUAAACAUGCACCUCUUGUUACUUAUGCACAGAGCAAGAAGGAAUGAGGAGGCCAUACGGUGCAGAGACCCUGUAACACCAUAGAAGGAUUGAAACCGAUAAACAAUAACAAUAUUUUUCUUUCAAUAUAAGCUAGCUGCUUUGUAGUACACACACAUCAGGGUUGUCAGCAGAAGCUCCUUAAAGAUGGGGAGAUAUGUCCUGUGGUUUGUCUUCUUCGCUGGAUCUCUUGCACAAGAGGAUUUAGGAGGAAAAGUCUUUCUUUUUCCCAAGGCCACAGAUACAGCCCAUGUGAUUUUAAAGCCAAUGAUAAAAAAGCCAAUAGAGAGUUUCACUGUUUGCCUGGACUCCUACACCGAAUUGACUCGAGAACAUUCCCUUUUCUCUUUGUCCGUUCCUGGAAAGGAUAAUGCUCUUCUUAUCUACCCAAUUCCACCAAAAACAUGUCGGUUCAUGCUAAACCAAGAAUUUGUAGAUCUCAGAGUCCACCCCGAGGUUUUUGACUGGAAACAUACCUGUGUAAACUGGGAAUCUGCGACUGGAGUGAUUCAGCUGUGGAUCAAUGGAAAACUGUAUCCCAGAACUGUUUUAAAGAAAGGGCCACUGAUUGAUACUCAGGCCAGAAUUAUCCUGGGACAGGAACAAGAUUCAUAUGGUGGUGGCUUUGACAUCAGUCAGUCUUUUAUGGGUGAGAUAAGUAAUGUACACAUGUGGGAUUAUGUACUGACCCAGGAAGAAAUACAGAAGGCUUUGGCUGGAAAAAAGGAUAUGAAUGGCAACAUCAUUAACUGGAGAUCAUUGCAGUAUGAGAUUAAAGGAGAUGUGUCUGUCCAUCCUAAACUACAAUGCAGAUCUCUGGAUAAUAAUUAUAACUUGCAAUCUUCAUGCUAUGAAAAUUAAUACAGUAUGUUGCAUGAUAAAGUCACUUGUCACUAUUCUAUACUGGUUUUAUUCUGAUCUAUUCAGGAUCUAAAUGCUUUAUACCUGUAAGCGCUCAUAAUCAGAUCAUUCUAUUCAUUGUGAUCCGGGAUACUUCUAAUAUAAACCACAAAAUGUGUUGAUUUCUAGAAGUGUCCCUGAUUGUUCUCAUGUUAUAGUCACCUUGCUAUCAAUGUAUUGUGCCAAGGUUUUGCAAGUUCUGAUAAUAGCCCGUGUGUUUAUGUGCUCUACAGGCUUUAUUUUAGUUUAUUGAAGGAAGCAGGAAGUCUAUUGAGCCUUAAAUGUCUGAUAAUUGACAGUAAUAGUAACUCUGUGCCCCAUUUCUGGGGCUUCAUAAUGCUACAUGAAGACAAGGAGAAGAUAAACAGAUAGUGAUGUGUUACAGUACUUUUACAGGGUGGGAUGCAUUUUUUUGAAACUGUUUAUGGUUAUUAAUUGGAAACCCAAACUGAAGAAACAGUCUUUGUGGAUUGGUGAAUGUCUAUUGACUCCAGGCUGGGAGUUUAACACUCAUUAAACACUUUAUGAAACAAAACCUGUUAAUGUGAUCACCUUCAUUUUUGGGAUAUUUCAUCUGUGACCUGUUCUCGAAAGAAACAUUACCAUGGAUAUUGAGGUGGACAUGUUCUCCUAUUACUAUGUUAGCACACUGUGGGAUAAAGCUUGAUCCCUGAGUAGUUCUACAACAGCUGUAGUCAUUUAGUUUGCUGGAAAAGCUUAUUGGAUCUGUAAUGAAACUUUAUCCUAUGACUGAAUGAGAAUGGAAUGGCCCUGCAAGCCUCAUAAGUGCCAACUGGUUCAAUAACCCAUUUUAUGAAGUUAUCAAGUUGGCAUAAUGAUUGUUGUAACUUGAUUUUCUAGUUUGUAAUAAGCUAAUUUGCCCAAGUUAUCCUUUGUAUGCUUUUAGCAAAUAAAGAAGCCCAUAUUAUUUA
Messenger RNA from Xenopus laevis (African clawed frog), 2402 nucleotides. RefSeq names its product C-reactive protein-like. The transcript has 3 exons. Lineage: Eukaryota; Metazoa; Chordata; Amphibia; Anura; Pipidae. The record is from RefSeq and is a predicted model, not a curated record. Bases 718 to 1431 code for a protein of 237 amino acids.